Molecule: messenger RNA, 4995 nt
Organism: Rhinolophus ferrumequinum (greater horseshoe bat)
Lineage: Eukaryota; Metazoa; Chordata; Mammalia; Chiroptera; Rhinolophidae
Gene: PCYT1B
Product: phosphate cytidylyltransferase 1B, choline
Exons: 8
Coding region: 219-1328 (369 amino acids)
Biological process (GO): CDP-choline pathway
Molecular function (GO): phosphatidylcholine binding; choline-phosphate cytidylyltransferase activity
Source: RefSeq, a predicted model, not a curated record
GUUGUUAUAGUGAUAAACUGAGGCCUUGCCUUUUGGCUUCUCCGAGAAGGAAAGGGGCGGGGUGGGGGUUAACCUCUUUUACUUUCCCCAGGGAAGACAGAAGAAGGGACGAAGAAGGGGGAUGGGUAAGGAAAAGAAAAAUACGUGACAAAGAAAACAUUCUCUGCCUGUGAGGAGACUGACAGAGGGUGUAUAGCUGGAGGGAGCAUUCGCUGGCCAUGCCAGUACUUACCACUGAUGCUGAGUCAGAAACAGGUAUCCCAAAAUCCCUUUCCAAUGAGCCUCCCUCAGAAACCAUGGAGGAAAUAGAGCACACAUGUCCACAGCCUCGACUGACCCUGAAUGCACCUGCCCCAUUUGCAGAUGAAACGAGCUGCCAGUGCCAAGCACCCCAUGAAAAACUGACCAUUGCUCAGGCCCGCUUAGGAACACCAGUUGACAGGCCUGUCAGAGUAUAUGCAGAUGGAAUAUUUGACCUCUUCCACUCAGGCCAUGCAAGGGCACUUAUGCAAGCAAAAACGCUGUUUCCCAACAGCUACUUGUUGGUAGGAGUCUGCAGUGAUGACCUCACCCACAAAUUCAAAGGUUUCACCGUGAUGAACGAAGCAGAGAGAUAUGAAGCUCUCAGACACUGUCGCUAUGUAGAUGAAGUCAUCAGAGAUGCUCCAUGGACACUCACACCAGAGUUUCUGGAAAAACACAAGAUUGACUUUGUGGCCCAUGAUGACAUUCCAUACUCUUCUGCUGGCUCUGAUGAUGUUUAUAAGCAUAUAAAGGAAGCAGGAAUGUUUGUUCCAACGCAGAGAACGGAAGGCAUCUCAACAUCAGACAUCAUCACCAGAAUUGUCCGAGACUACGAUGUAUAUGCCCGACGCAACCUCCAGAGAGGGUACACAGCCAAGGAAUUGAAUGUCAGCUUUAUAAACGAGAAGAAGUACCGCUUCCAAAACCAGGUAGACAAGAUGAAAGAAAAGGUCAAGAAUGUAGAGGAAAGAUCAAAAGAAUUUGUUAACAGAGUGGAAGAAAAAAGUCACGAUCUAAUUCAAAAGUGGGAAGAAAAGUCGAGGGAAUUCAUUGGCAACUUCCUAGAACUGUUUGGGCCUGAUGGAGCAUGGAAGCAGAUGUUCCAGGAGAGGAGCAGCCGGAUGCUACAGGCCUUGUCCCCAAAGCAGAGCCCUGUGAGCAGCCCCACCAGGAGCCGGUCCCCUUCCCGCUCCCCGUCGCCCACCUUCUCAUGGCUCCCAAUCAAAACCUCACCCCCCUCCUCGCCCAAAGCAGCCUCAGCCUCCAUCAGCAGCCUGAGUGAGGGGGAUGAGGAUGAGAAGUAAAGGCUGCUGGCAGACAACCAGAGCCACACCACACAGGCCGGGGAGGUGGGUGGGGGCACUGGGGAUGCCUGGGUGGUUUUGAAAGGUGACAGUCGCAGGAGCUGUAGCUCAGCUGGGAGACCCUGAGCUCUGCUAAGGGGAGGCCUUGGGACCAACUCUCCCUCAGUCUCCACUCAGCCCAGGACUUGGGCUCUGCAUGGAGGUUUCCAGCCAGACAACCUAUACAAACCUUAGCAUCAUCUAGAAUCACUCUACUUUAACCUUGCUAAGGAAAGAUGCAGAGCACCCCCCGAAGACUUGCACCAAGUGGGGUGUCUUCUGCUUUGGUCCUUACACCUACCCCCACCAAGUACACCACCUACGGAAGCGGCUGUUUCCUCAACCUGCUACUUCCAGCUCCUAAGGGCCCUGCACGUUGCCUCCUGCCACCCAAGCUCUGCCAAAGCUGUUUCCAAUAAAAAUAGUUGAGUUAGAGGUAAAUUCCAACCUUCUCAGUUUAGCCACUGAGACCUGACGUUCCAAUGCAUCAAUUCUUUCCAGUUCCAAGAACAUGGCGCAUAGACAAAGCCUUGCUUUAGGCCAGAUAUAGAAAAGGUCAUCUCGUGUGACCCUUGACUUCUUAUUCAAAGAACAGUUUUGUCAAGGAGAGCACCACAUAAGACCUAAUGUGCUCCUGGUUGUACUUUUUCAUCAGUGGUUUGACUUGUUUUCCCCAAAGUACCUUAAUCUGUGGGAAACACAACAAAGCAAAACAUCCUAUAUAAGACAGAAAAGAGGAGCUGCUUCGCUUUGGCUCCAAGUUUAGCAGAUGGUAAAUAUCUUCUGAAGCUUCUCCUUAAAGGAUGCUAUCAUGGAAUGGCUGUCCCCAUUCUGACCAGUUAACAGUCUCAUAGACCUCAAGUAAAAGCUUGAUGUACCAAACCACAUAGUAUACCAAUAGGGGGUGCUACCUGCAUGUUAUCUUUUCUAUGUACGCUCCAAACAUGUCAUCCAGGGUAUAGACCAUAUGCAAUAUGAAAAUACAGUGGUGGCAUUUUAUAAUAUACUCCUGCUUUCACCCUCAUAACCCUGCUGAAAUCCUUGGUCUCAAGGACUAUCUGGUUCCCUUGUGACUUGGGAACUUCGUGAAAAGCUCAUCCCGAAUUCCUGUAGGAAGGCUUGUGCCAACCAGGAAAUUAGUAUGUUGUUCUCAUGGCCUCUUAUAUUUUUGGGUGAAGGGAGGCUCUGAAGAGUCUCGCAGUGCACUAGGGAACCUCAGUUCUGAGCUCAACAUUUGGAUGGACUAGCGAGUGUAGUUAUCCCUGCCCCUGGGUUUGCCAAAUGGGAUGCAGACCCUAAGAAUUCCUGCUGAACUGUUUGAAGUUACUGUCCCCUCAGCACAGGUAGGAAGUGAACAGGUCGACUCAAGGUGUAGAACCAUACUCUUGGGUAGAAGAGGCACGGGCUGGUUGUCCCAGGAAAGCCAGAGACAGAGCUGAGGCCUAACUGAGCAGAGGCUCGAACCAGCAACUUGUGGGCACAACCCAGCAUCUCUUGUGACAGAAACACCCCUUUUCAGAGGCCCUUAGAACCAGCAUUCUGGGUGACAAGUGGGGCAACCAGUGAAGGAAGGUGGCAUGUCUUUCCCACUUGUGUUGGGGUCAAACUACCUCCCUGUCCACCUGGAGAUGAGUGGUGUUUAUUGAGAAGCAAAACCAUGAGGCUAAGCUGGCUUGGAACCCCGUUGUUCGUAGCACUUCCUCCAGAGCUCUGUCAAGUACUCAUGCAGGACAGAGCUGGCACGAACAUGGUAUGUGAGAAGAAACCUUUUUGUAGUCAAGACCUAGCGCAUCGUCACACUACAGAGAGAGCAAGGCCCCCUUCUUUCAGUGUGCCCAUUUGGUCUCUCUCUUCCAUCAUGCACCCAGGGCAAACUGGGCACGUUUGGGUGACACUUGUAAGCAGAGAAAGGAUGAGACCAGCUGGGCAAGGCAAGGUGAUGAGAACACAGAGACAAGAGGUGCCUGGAGAGAGGAAAGGAGGUUAAAGAAAAUGCUCUCUCAGACCAUUUCAGGACCUAACUUGGGAGGGAGACUGUCUUGGGAAGGCCUCUUAUAUGCUUACUCCAUGACCCAGGUCAGAUAGAUCCACUUUGACCUGAAUUCUGCCCUAGAGCAAAUAGCAUGGGGUUGAGGUAUCAGGCUGAUUAUACUUUUGCAAGCCCUACACACCAUACUGACAGGUGCCACUUAUGUGACUCAGAUUCAGUGCCAUCAUAGCCAUCAAUUGGGAAAUGACCAAUGCCUGGGAUACUCCACAGAUGGGCCAAAACAACCCACAAGCAGGUUCUAAAUUUCACCCUAUGUCCCCCCCCAACCUUCCCCACCCUCCUAAGGCUACAAGACUACUGAGAAGGAAUGGGGGGAUUCUGCAGCCCAACUUUUGAUGCUUCCCAGCCAUUGGUUUCUUUGAGCCCCACCCCCCAACCCCAGGAGAGGGGCUACUUUUGUUUGGGCUGGCCAGUCAACAGUCAUGGCCAAGAGUGAGUGAAGGCCGCAGUGCACGAUGUAGAAGGUAUGAUGCAGGCUUGGGGAGGUCAGCAGAAAUGACAAAAAGCGAGGAAGGAUUCUUCUGUCCUAGAAAGGGAUGGAAGCUUCAGGUGGAAGCUUCACACUGAGGACGAGAGGACUCCACUUACGGUUGUAGAAGGAGGCAGGUUAAAUAAAGAUGGGCAAAACCGGGGCUCAAGGAGGGUGAGGGUGGGAGUGGUUACUCUGUUCCCUUUCAAGUGUCACUCAGCCCCUAAUAAGAGAAGAAAGCAGGCUCCCUAUCACAGACACCCAAAGUCUGGGUACUCAUGCAGAUGCGGGUCCUCCGUCCCCUAGCUUCCCUAUUUCAGCACUUCUCCAUUAGCUGCCACGCCCUCCUCCUGGAACCCUGAAAUCAAGUGUUCACCCACCAGCUAAUAACACGGGGGACUGGUAAUGUCAGAGUCACAUUGAAUGGCCCGUUUGUGGAAGCCAGCUCCCAUGUACCAGGACCUUACAAACGUAAAGGGAACCAAUCUCAAGAAGGGUAGCCCUGAAAUCUGCCUUCUGACCUGCUCUGUGGGGGAAGAGACACAGCUGCGGGAUUGCAAUCUUGCUCCACGCCUUAGGCUAUAGUUGCUGUCAGUCCAUCCUUCAUGGGAAGGACAGGAAGAGCCGGGUUUAUUUUCUCUCCAUCUUCAGAUCUUAUUUGAGCAGGCAGCCGUAUCCCAGGGCAAGAUGCGAGAUGAUGGCACAGACGCAACUGAGUCACAUAAGCGCACAUGGAGCUGAGACCCUGUGCCUCAGGCAUCCAUUCGGCACUAGUCCUGGCCAUCAGAUUUUUAAAAAAGAGAAUAAGCUCAUGAGGCAUUUGCAACUUCUACUUCUCUCUAGGUUUUAGUUUUUUGUUGUGUCACUGCAAUGUGUUCCGGGACAAAGCCAUAAGAAGAGCAUACAUACUUAAGACUAUGCUGUACAUAUGAUGACAACUCGUCUGGGUUAAAGCACGACCUUACGCCCAAGCAAUUGCUCUGGUGCUGAAUAACGCAAACUACUGGAAUCAGCCCUCAUCCCUGCCCCCACCCUCCCGGCUCCAAACCCACCCCUGCUCCCAAACGGAACACAGCAUUCCCGACCUGUUUAUAAAUAAAGAGAUGCAG